AUGUCGAAACAAACCAAAUUUCCGAUGGGGAUCGACUCGAAGAAGAUUAGCGGUGAGCUGUUCACCCUAACAUACGGCGCUUUGGUGGCAGAAUUACUUCGGGAUUUGGAAAGUCCUUUGGCAGUUAAUCGACAGCUGGAUAAAAUGGGUUACAAUAUAGGAUUACGAUUAGCCGAUGAUUUGUUGGCGAAGAAUUCUCAAAUCCACCGUUGUACAGACAUGCAUCAAGUUGCUGAUGUGCUGGCAAAAGUUGCUCUCCGCAGUUAUCUCGGAGUAACUGCACAAGUGUCAAACUGGAAUGCUCGUAAUGAUGAGUUUUCUCUCAUCCUUGAAUCAAAUCCUUUAGCAGAAUUUGUUGAAGUCCCACCUGAAUUAGCGCAGGACCUUAGGCAAGAGCCCUGUGCAAUGAUAGUCAAUGAUAGUCCUGGGCGCGAUGAUAGUCAUUAUCAUAAGUAUUCGCAAAUACUUUGUGGCGCAAUACGAGGAGCUUUGGAAAUGAUGCACAUGGAAGUGCAAACAUUCAUUGUACAAGAACACAGUCAGAGUGUUGAGAUCAGAGUAAAAUUCAUUCGAAUAUUGCAAGAAUCAGUUCCGCCUGGAGAUGAUUAA
Cercopithifilaria johnstoni is the source of this 609-nucleotide messenger RNA. The record is from the annotation of a GenBank genome assembly. Lineage: Eukaryota; Metazoa; Nematoda; Chromadorea; Rhabditida; Onchocercidae.